CAGCCAGACCACGUUACCAACACUGAGCAUGCGUGGAUCAACAGCAACCGCAACAUGGCUGAGCUUGGACAGAAACACGCGCUGGAGAUGGUCCGGACGGAUGGAGCAGAUGAGGGUUGUGUGACAUUUGUGCUCAAUGAAGAGGAUCACACACUUGGAAACUCCCUCAGAUACAUGAUCAUGAAGAGUCAGGACGUGGAAUUCUGUGGAUACAGCAUCACACACCCAUCAGAAAGCAAAAUCAACUUCAGGAUACAGACGCGAGAUGGAGUUCCAGCUUCAGAACCGCUGCGCAAUGGCUUGAACAAUCUGACAGAUGUCUGCAAACAUGUAUUGCAAACGUUUGAGGCACGGAUGAAAGAAUUCAAGGAGCAAGAAGAAUCCAUGACAUGAAGAGCAAUACUUGGUGAACGCUGAAGUUGUAGAAAUGUUUUGUAGAAAUGAUUUUGUAUGUAUGAACUUCUAUAUCAGUGAGAUUUAUUUUUGUGAGCAUGUGGACACUGGUAAAUUGUCAUGCAAUGUUGUCAUAAUAAUAGCAACAGAAUAUUUAUUUCAGAAUAUCAAAACAAUGCUAUAAGAUCAAAAAUUAAUAAUGUUUUUAAAAUGAUGCAUCAAAUGAGGAAUAUUAUCUGUUUUGAAUGCAGAU
Danio aesculapii is the source of this 646-nucleotide messenger RNA. RefSeq names its product RNA polymerase I and III subunit D (gene polr1d). The transcript has 5 exons. Gene Ontology annotation, molecular function: DNA binding; protein dimerization activity; DNA-directed RNA polymerase activity. Gene Ontology annotation, cellular component: RNA polymerase I complex; RNA polymerase III complex. Lineage: Eukaryota; Metazoa; Chordata; Actinopteri; Cypriniformes; Danionidae. Gene Ontology annotation, biological process: DNA-templated transcription. The record is from RefSeq and is a predicted model, not a curated record. Bases 55 to 393 code for a protein of 112 amino acids.